Messenger RNA from Grosmannia clavigera kw1407, 885 nucleotides. Its product is annotated as pth11-like integral membrane protein. The record is from RefSeq and is a predicted model, not a curated record. The transcript has 4 exons. Lineage: Eukaryota; Fungi; Ascomycota; Sordariomycetes; Ophiostomatales; Ophiostomataceae. Bases 1 to 885 code for a protein of 294 amino acids.
AUGUGGUAUGAUGACUAUGCCAUCAUUGUGAGCGUAUGUUUGACCUCGUCGACCAUUGUGACAAACGUUCUCGCCCUGUCCGUCACGUCGGCCAAGGUCAGCGUCCUUCUGCUCUACCGCCGCCUCUUCACGUCCAAGGCCGGCACGACGAAUCAGUUCAAGUACAUGUUCUUGUUUGCCUCCGUUCUGACCGGUGUCUACCUCCCCAUCCUGUGGAUCACCAUGGCCUGCGCCUGUCGUCCCGUCAGCUACUACUGGACCCAGUAUACCGGCGGCCAAGGCAGCUGCAUCAAUGUGGAGCUGUUUUUUCUUGUUCUCGGCAUCGUGAACAUGAUCAACGACGUCAUCAUCCUGAUCGUCCCCAUCCCCAGUAUCUGGGUGCUGCAGAUGAACAGCAAGACAAAGGCGUCCGUUAUUGGCAUCAUGAUGCUGGGUAGCCUCGUUUGUCUUGCAAGCAUCUUCCGCAUCUACUAUCUCAACGGCCUGGCUCACCACAUCGAUGCCACCUGGUGGAUGGGACCCGGAAUGGCCUGGUCCUGCAUCGAGCCGCUGGUGGCCAUCAUCUCGGCCUGCUUGCCAACACUGGCUCCGCUGUUCCGUCUGGGCCGUAACAAGGACUCGUCCGGUAAGAAUAGCGGCAGCGAAGGCAACGAUCAGUCCAAUCCGGUCAACUCGCAAAGCGGCCGCUACGUCCUUUCCAGUACAAUCCGCGCCAACGGAGGCCGUACGCGCCUCAACGAUGACGAGGUCGAGCUCACCUGCACGGCUGGCCGUGGAGACCAUGCGACCCGGCUAGGGAGCACCGGGAGUUCCGACGAGGAGGUGGAAGACGGCGGCAUCACAGUCCAGACCCAGGUCUCUGUUGUUGCCUCGCAAAAAGUCUGA